Perca fluviatilis (European perch) is the source of this 3700-nucleotide messenger RNA. Its product is annotated as zinc finger protein 609-like. Gene Ontology annotation, cellular component: nucleus. Gene Ontology annotation, biological process: regulation of transcription by RNA polymerase II. The record is from RefSeq and is a predicted model, not a curated record. NCBI's taxonomy places the organism in Eukaryota, Metazoa, Chordata, Actinopteri, Perciformes, Percidae. The transcript has 9 exons. Bases 1 to 3042 code for a protein of 1013 amino acids.
AUGAUUGUAUCGUUCUGCGAGUCUCCGACCAGCGACGUGGAAAUGCGGAGCGGGCGCGGCCGGGGGAAGCGGAUGCGCCCCAGCAGCAACGCGCCGCUGAACGACAACAGCAACUCCUCCGACAACAAAGGCAGCGGCAGCAGCAAGACGCGCGGCGCCGCCGCCGCGGCCAGCAGCAAAGGGCGGCGAGGCAGCCAGACGGCGGGCGGCCCCGAGGACGCCAAGGCCAGCCCUCUGUCCUCCGCCAAGAGGAAGACCAAGCCGGCCUCGGACAUGGAGCCCACCUCCAGCUCCGAGGACACCAAGGCGUCCAAGCGCAUGAGGACCAACUCCACGCCCAACUCGACGGGCGCCGCCCUCCCGCUCGCCGUGGGGAAAGUUGACGCCCUGCCGCCGCCACAACUAGACCGCGCCUGCCCGUCCCCGGUGCUCAUCGACUGCCCGCACCCGAACUGCAACAAGAAGUACAAGCACAUCAACGGGCUCAAGUACCACCAGGCCCGAGCGCACAACGACCACGAUGACGUCCGGUUGGACCAGGACGCCGACAGCGAAUACGGCGACGAGCCCGCCUCGCUCCACCCGGACCCGGCCUCCUGCAACGGCGCCGCCAUCUCCCCCGCGCGCUCCGCCACGCCCAAGGGACGCGCCUUCCCCGACGCGCCUUCCCCUUCGCCUUCGAAGCUGACGUCGAAGGGGAAGAAGAAGGCGGGAGAAGCCGAGCCAGAGGCGCCGGACGCCGGCGAGGACGCGGCCUGUUUGACGGACGACGCCAGCAACGACGGGAUGGACGACAGGAAGGCGAAGAAGGCGGCGCCCGGCGGCAAAACUGGCGAUAAACUGGCGCAGAAAGGCGCGAAGCCGCCCGGCCGCCCUGUCGCGCCCAACGCUCCUUCGCCGUACGCCCUGCAGGCGUCCUCCCCCGCCGUUCUGGGCUCGGUGGUUCAGCCCGUCCCCAAGAGCCCCCAGCUGAAGAGCACGCAGCCCAAAGCGCCGCCAGCGCUGGGGGACGCCGCGACCAGCCCCACGCUCGGCAAGGACAAGAAGAAGAAGGAUAAGAAGAAGAGGGAGGGAGGGAAGGAGGGAGACAGUCCGAAGGGAAAGGGCGCCAGGCCGGAGGAAGGGAAGAGCCCGUACUCGGAGUCCCCGGACGGCGCCUUGCUCAACGGCUCAUCGGACGCACAGCAGAGCCGCCUGGCGAGCAUCAAGGCCGAGGCCGACAAGGUGUACAGCUUCUCGGACAACGCGCCCAGCCCGUCCAUCGGCGUGGCGAGCCGCAUCGAGGCCGGCCUCGGGCCGCAGCUCAACCAGAACGGCGCCGACAGCGCGUCCGUCAAAACCGGCAGCCCGGCCUACUCCGACAUCUCGGACGCCGGCGAGGACGGCGAGGGGAAAGCCGAGAGCGUGAAGGUGAAAACGGAGCCGGACCAGGGGCCUCGCGAAGGCGCCAAGAAGGCGCUGUUCCCCCCUCAGGCGCCCAGUAAAGAGUCGCCGUACUACCCCAACUACGAGUCCUACUACUCCCCGAACUACCCCAACCCGAGCCCGGGCGCCACGCCCACGGCGCCGCCACACGUGGAGGGAGCUCAGGUGAAGGUGAAGAAGGAGGAGGAGCCCGAUGUGUGCGAGGACCUGAAGCUGAAGGUGGAGCCGCCGGAGGAGAGGAAGGUGGAGCCGCCGGGAGCUCACCAGCAGCCGUCCGUCAUCCAGCAGCGCUCCAACGUGUACGCUCAGCCGCUGUACUACAACCAGUACUACGUCCCUCCCUACUCGUACUCGCCAGACCAGGCCUACCACGCGCACCUGCUGGCCUCCAACCCCGCCUACCGCCAGCAGUACGAGGACAGGCAGCGGCUCGCCGACAAGAAGGCCGAGAGCAAGGAGCGGGAGGCGUCCGGGAAGGAGGAGUGGAAGCACAAAGCCUCGGUGCCCCCGAACCUCUCCAGAGCGCCCAGCCUGACCGACCUGGCCGCUAAGGGGGCGCCGAACCAACCGACCAAGCCCAAAGAGACGCCGGCGGCGGCAGAGCAAGCCAAGUCGGUCAUCAUGGCGAAGGGAGAGGACCAAAAGGCCGCCACGGCUGCCCAGCCCGAGGGCCUGAAGAUGAAGCUGAGCGAAGCAGGGCAUCAUGGGAAAGAGGAGGCCAAGCCAGGGGGCGAGCCAGGCAGGCCGGCAGGCAUAGAGCCCGCCAUGUGGUACAGACAGGAGCCGGACUCGCGCUUGUGGCCGUACGUCUACCCCAACAAAUACUCGGAAGCCCCGAAACCUCAGGAGGAGGACCGGUGGAAGGAGGAGAGGGAGAGAGAGAGGGAGAGAGAGAGGGAGAGAGAGAGGGAGCGCGACAGGAAGGGGAAGGAGGAGAGGCCGCGGCUGAAGGACGGCGGCCAGAAAGAGGAGCUGAAAGAGGGGGUGGAGGGCAGGACUCAGCUUCCUCCAGAGGAGCACCGGGGGGGAGGAGCCAAGGAGGCCCGCCCCCCCCACAUGCAGUUCUCCUCCCCUCUGGCGCAGCACCAGGGCUACAUGCCCUACAUGCACGGACCGUACGCGUACAGCCACGGCUACGAGCCGAGCCACCCCGGCUACAGAGGCAUGCCCUCCGUCAUGAUGCAGAACUACCCCGGCUCGUACCUGCCGGCCAGCUACUCGUUCCCCUCGUACGGGGGGAAGGUGUCUGCGGGGGAGGAGGGGGAGAAGGCCUCUAGGUCCAGUCCCACGGUGAAGCAGCCCGGCGAGGCCAAAGCCCUGGAGCUGCUGCAGCAGCACGCCAGCCAGUACAAGAGCAAGUCCCCGUCCGUCCAACAGGACAACAAGACGCCCCACGAGAGGGACCGGGAGCGGGACAGAGACCGGGGGGGUGGGGGAGAGGGCGACCGGCCGCGCUCAUCUCCGUCCCAACGCAUGCUGCCUUCACAUCAUCACCUGGGAUACCCACUGCUGUCGGGACAGUACGACCUGUCCUACGCCUCAGGUCUUUCCUCUUCAGCCAUCGUCGCCAGUCAGCAAGCGUCCGCCCCGUCCAUGUACCCCCCCGCACGGAGGUGAGAACGGCACACCUGAUUGGCUGAUCUCCACCCGCCCCGAGUCAUGUGACUGGAUCCAGUGAGGAAGCAUUUCGGUGUCGACAUCAGUUCAAUGGUGUUUGUGUGCGUUGGAUUUCUCCGCCCGGUCCUCCAGCCGCCUGUUCCCCCGCCCCUGGCUGGACUGCCGAGACUCGGAGAGGAUUCAAAUCUACUGGUCCUGCUGGUCCUGCUGGUCCUGCUAGUUCCAGAUGGUACCGGGGUGCUGGGCUCAUGGACAAAGAGGACCUUGCGGGUGGAGACACGUUGAGAUGCUGUCGUGACGCACUGAGGAGCAGCUGCUGCUGUUGUGGAGCCGGGCCGGUCGGACAGUUCAGGGCGGGGUCAGACAGUUCUUGGCGGGUCAGACAGUUCAGGGCGGGGUCAGACAGUUCAGGGCGGGACGGACAGUUCUUGGCGGUGUCAGACAGUUCUUGGGCGGGUCAGACAGUUCUGGGCGGGUCGGACAGUUCUGGGCGGGUCGGACAGUUCAGGGCGGGUCGGACAGUUCAGGGCGGGUCGGACAGUUCAGGGCGGGUCAGACAGUUCUGGGUGGGUCAGUCAGACAGUUCAGGGCGGGUCAGACAGUUCUGGGUGGGUCAGACAGUUCUGGGCGGGUCGGACAGUUCUUGGCGGGUCGGACA